AUGGGAGCCAGUAUAACGUCAGGCGACUUUAGUGAACAAGAUACUUUCAACAUCAGUCAGGAGGCAGUUUCUGAGAUGCUUUACACUCCGGCAGACACUGUCAUCAUAACCAUUAUCAUACCGAUCAUCUGGUGUCUUGGUGUCAUCAAUAACUCGACUUUCCUGUUUGUCAUGCUCCGCGUCCCCAAACUCAGAACAGGUACUAACGUAUACCUUGCACACUUGGCGCUAGCUGAUCUUCUCUAUUUGAAUCUGUACUUAGUGCUAGACAUUUGGAGAUAUACUGCCUCCAUUAUUGUUUUUGGCGAUCCCUUCGUGAAUUCUGCCCAGUGUAUUAGUUUUUUUGUCGUCGCUCAAACUGGCUACUUUUCGUCCAUUGCACUAGUAACCACAGUGUCUUUCGAGAGAUACCUUGCCCUGUGCCAUCCCAUCAAUCACCUCAAAAUCCGUGGACGAAGACGAACGUAUAGAAUGAUUGCAAUCUGCUGGAUGGUAGGCUUGCUGUUUGCUAUUUCUUCAAUGCCAAUGGUAGCAAAACUUAAAGUGCUAUGUCUGAAUUGGCCCGAUGAUGAAGCAUAUCUAGACUAUCCAUCAAGUGCAGCCUACUGUGAUAUUAUAGCACCGUGGGUAAACCACUACUUUCCACCUAUGAGGAACAUUCCUUGGCUUUUUUCAAUGGUAGCCAAUAUCUACUUGUAUGUUCAGAUCUUAAACACGCUCAUCAAACGUAGCGGUAGAGAUGGCGUCGCCAGUAACAACCCCAACGCUAAACAACUCCGAAACCAAGUUGCAAAGAUGCUGAUUGUUAAUGGCGUGGUGUUCUUCUUGUGCCAAACACCAUCCCGUAUCUUCACCUUGGUUAAAUGGGUCUGCACCCUGGCACAGAUUCCUAAUCCUUUAGUGGUUGGGAGAGGAAGAGGUAACAGAUGGAUAUCACUCAUUCCUCAGUACAUCAAUACAAUUAUUAAUCCCUUCAUCUACGCUGCAUCUAUGACCGCGACAUACCGUGCAGCGUUCAGAGAGGCAUUUUAGUGCAAAAAACAGCCCCGACAGCAAACUACCUCGACUCUCGCAAUAACUGCACCAGACCAGAGAAACGCAACAGUAGCAACCUCAGUCACGGAGGAGAACACUGAAACCGGUGAAACCAGUCUCUGA
This is a messenger RNA of Patiria miniata (bat star), 1158 nucleotides long. Its product is annotated as neuropeptides capa receptor-like. Gene Ontology annotation, molecular function: G protein-coupled receptor activity. The record is from RefSeq and is a predicted model, not a curated record. Gene Ontology annotation, biological process: G protein-coupled receptor signaling pathway. Gene Ontology annotation, cellular component: plasma membrane. Lineage: Eukaryota; Metazoa; Echinodermata; Asteroidea; Valvatida; Asterinidae.